AUGCCGACGAGAUUGGCAAGGUGGCCGCCACCGUCGGCAGCCGAGGCGGGGCUCUCCCUCGCAGCCAGGCGCCGCCGCAGCCUCAGGUGGCAGCGUGGCCAGGCCGCGCGCGCAGGCGCUGCGGCAGCGCAGCCUCGCGCCGACCGCGUUCGCGACGAGGCCGCCACCCUGUCGGCGGCCAAGUUCGUGAUGGUGCCAGUUUUGGCGCUACGCUGGACUCACGACGAGGUCAACAGGAACAUGACGUUCAAGCGGGCAUUCGACCGCGACGGCGCCCGCGGCGAGGCCUCAGUCUAUGCCCUGGUGCGGGACCUGCUGGCCACGUGGCACCCCCGCCGCGACGUCAGCCUGACCGCGCCAGAGGACCUGGACGAGCCCCUGGACGUGUGCGUGUUCGACGGGCAGCUGUGGAGCCUGUCGAACAGGCGGCUCGCCGCUCUGAUGAUGUUCCAGUCGCUGGUGCCCCAGAAGGUGGUGCGCGCCCAGGGCCGGCUGUGCAGCGCUUUUAGCUGGAGGUUCUACGGGGCCUGGCAGACCACCACCGCCGGCCUGGCCGUCGCCCCCUUCCGGGGCGAGUCGCUCCACUUGGGCGCCCCGCUCUUCGGCGCGGGUGCCGCCGGGAGCCGCGCCCCACAGCCGAGCUCCGAGGAGCGCGGCACGGCGGCCACCGUGCUUCGUGUCGGUCGCGCCGAUGGCUGGCCGAGGCCGCCUUGCCGCGGCCUGAGCGCUUUCGGCGACUACCCGCCGGCAACCUCCGACCCCGUGCAGCUGCGCUGGCUGCAGAGCCAGCAGCCUGGGGCGGAGUUUCGGGCCGAGGUCCUGGUGCUGCACGUGCCGAUCCACUGCUCCGACCCCCCCGAGGCGAGCCCGGCCUCCCAGGGCCCGUCGCCCUUCUGCCUCCUGGACCAGGCGUUGCGGCGCGGGAGGGCCUGCCUGGACCUCGACCCGGCGGACGUGUGCCUUCACCCGGACAGCUCCCCAGGGCGCCCCCUCCUGUGCGCUGCGUCGCUGGAGGCCGCCGCGCGCAUCGCCGCCGCCCACAUGUUCCAGGCGCUGCGCCGGCACGAGGAAGUGACGCUCCUGUGCCGCUGGUGCCCCGGUGCGGCCCCCAGGUCGCUCGCUGCGGAGGCGGUGGCUCUUCACCACGGCGAACCGCUGUUCCCGCCGGAGGGCGCGGCGGACGCCCCCGCGCGCGAGGCGAAGCGCCCGAGGCGGGCGGGAGCGCCCUGA
Prorocentrum cordatum is the source of this 1230-nucleotide messenger RNA. NCBI's taxonomy places the organism in Eukaryota, Dinophyceae, Prorocentrales, Prorocentraceae. The record is from the annotation of a GenBank genome assembly.